Molecule: messenger RNA, 1999 nt
Organism: Olea europaea var. sylvestris
Lineage: Eukaryota; Viridiplantae; Streptophyta; Magnoliopsida; Lamiales; Oleaceae
Exons: 2
Coding region: 427-1818 (463 amino acids)
Source: RefSeq, a predicted model, not a curated record
ACGAAUUCUCUCACUCCUGUUAUUGCAUUUUGACAGACACAACAAGAUCACAUUUUUUCUAAUCACUAUCUCCUGCCGCUAUAUUUUUUCUUAUUGCUUUUAUCUCGAGAUUUAUAUAAAGCUGUAAAGAGUGAUCAAAUGCUACAGUUUCUGCUCAUUCGAGUAUCUUUCUCAGGUUCUGUUGAUUCUACUACUCCAUCUCAUUUUCUCUCGUAUUUAUAUGUUUCUCUUUGAAAUUCUUGUUUUCAAUACUUAUUUUAAGAACUGGGUAUUACUUUACUUAACGUAUUCUGGUUUUCGGGGUGGGAAAUUUUGUUUGUUUCGCUUUAUUUUGUAUGCAUAUAUGUGAAAAAUAGGUGGCCCGACGAAUUUCUUGAUUAGAGUCGUAAAGAUUUUAGCUUGUGUAGUAGUAAUUUUAUAAGUUGUAUGGAAUCUAAUGCUAUGCCUGGUGGAAUGUAUUCUAGCGUAAAUCCUGGAAUUUUAGGGCUAGAAAUGUCACUGAACCACAAAUUACCACCACAAAACCCUAACCAGACGCAGCAGCAGCAGUGCCGAAAUAAUUCCAUGGCGACCUAUGGCCACCGGGAGGGUGAAUACGACCUAAAUACUCAGCAAUCUGUGAAACCAUGGCGCCCAUAUUCUGGAAAGGCAAAGAAUCAAAGUUUGACCCUCAGUGAUGAUGAUGAGCCUGGACCAGAGAAUAUUUCCGAUGAUGGGAAUAUGAGAAUGUCUCCUUGGCAAAGAGUGAAAUGGAAUGAUAAUAUGGUGAGGCUGUUGAUAAUGAUCGUGUUCUAUAUUGGUGAUGAAGUCGGCUCCGAGGGCAGUGAUCCAGCUAAGAAGAAGGGUGGAGGGGUCUUGCAGAAGAAAGGGAAAUGGAAAUCGGUGUCGCAGGCAAUGAUUGAAAAAGGCUUUUAUGUGUCGCCACAGCAAUGUGAAGACAAGUUUAAUGACUUGAAUAAGAGGUACAAGAGGGUUAAUGAUAUUCUUGGGAAGGGAACUGCGUGUCGAGUGGUGGAGAAUCAAAGUUUGCUCGACUCUAUGGACCAUUUAUCGCCCAAAAUGAAGGAAGAAGUCAAAAAAUUGCUGAAUUCGAAGCACUUGUUUUUCAGGGAAAUGUGUGCUUAUCAUAAUAGUUGUGGUCAUGGUAGUGGUGCUAGUGGAAGUGGAGUUGGUGGUAAUCAACAUUCACCUGCGGAGGUGGCAACAGAGCCAUCCCAUACUCAGUUUCAGUCACAGCAGCAGAGAUGUUUACAUUCGUCUGUAAAUGCUCCAGUAAUGCCUAACUUGAAUAGAGGAGAAAAUGAGGGAUCUAAAUUGUCCAAGGGGGCAAGUGGGGAAGAUGAAGACGAUGAUGAUGAUGAGGACGGAGAUGAAGAUGAUAGAGACAGCUAUGAGGAUAAUGAUGAGGUGGUUGAUCGAGGAUCAAGAGGUCACAAUCACGAUCAUGGGGACGUCAAUGACACAGAUGGUAGAUCUUCAAGGAAGAAGCAGAGCGUAUUCAAUUCGCCUUUGAUUCAACAAUUGAAUAUGGAAUUGGUGAAUAUGUUGCAAGAUGGAACUAAGAGUCCAUUUGAGAGAAGACAGUGGAUCGAUGCAAGAUUGAUGCACCUGGAGGGUCAGCGUGUUGGCAUCCAGUUUCAAGCUUUUGAGCUUGAAAAGCAGCGAUUAAAAUGGUUGAAAUUUAGCACCAAGAAGGAGAGAGAAAUGGAGAGAGAGAAGCUUGCCAAUGAGCGAUUGAGGCUUGAGAAUGAGAGAAUGGUUCUCCUAAUUCGCCAGAAGGAGCUCGAGUUGCUUGAACAUCAUCAUCACCGCCAAUAGCUAUAGUCCAACAAGAUAGGUGACCCCUCCCCCAUUACUAGAUAAAUCAAUUCCAUAGCAUGAUAGAAGAAAUCAAAAGAUAAAAACAGGCUGUUUGGGCUUUGUUCUUCCAAAUUUUGUUACUGAAUCAGGUCUUUUGCAAUAUAAGAUUUAAAUAUGAGCAUUUUGACUCUUUAAUCUA